Messenger RNA from Sapajus apella (tufted capuchin), 2423 nucleotides. It is a transcript of the gene NRAS, whose product is annotated as NRAS proto-oncogene, GTPase. NCBI's taxonomy places the organism in Eukaryota, Metazoa, Chordata, Mammalia, Primates, Cebidae. The coding region runs from base 727 to 1296 and encodes 189 amino acids. Gene Ontology annotation, molecular function: GTPase activity; GTP binding; GDP binding. Gene Ontology annotation, biological process: Ras protein signal transduction. Gene Ontology annotation, cellular component: plasma membrane. The transcript is spliced from 7 exons. The record is from RefSeq and is a predicted model, not a curated record.
CUGCAGCUUCUAGGACCCAGUUUCUUUUACUGAUUUAAAAACAAAACAAAAAAAAAUAAAAAAGUUGUGCCUGAAAUGAAUCUUGUUUUUUUUAUAAGUAGCCGCCUGGUUACUGUGUCCUGUGAAAUACAGACACUUGACCCUUGGUGUAGCUUCUGUUCAACUUUAUAUCACGGGAAUAGAUGGGUCUGAUUUCUUGGCCCUCUUCUUGAAUUGGCCAUAUACAGGGUCCCUGGCCAGUGGACUGAAGGCUUUGUCUAAGAAGACAAGGGUCAGCUCAGGGGAUGUGGGGGAGGGCUCUUUUAUCUUCCCCCUUGUCGUUUGAGGUUUUGAUCUCUGGGUAAAGAGGCCGUUUAUCUUUGUAAACACAAAACAUUUUUGCUUUCUCCAGUUUUCUGUUAAUGGCGAAAGAAUGGAAGCGAAUAAAGUUUUACUGAUUUUUGAGACACUAGCACCUAGCGCUUUCAUUAUUGAAACGUCCCGUGUGGGAGGGGCGGGUCUGGGUGCGGCCUGCCGCGUGACUCCUGGUUCGGAGGCCCACGUGGCCAGGGCGGGGACUCAGGCGCCUGGGGCGCCGACUGAUUACGUAGCGGGCGGGGCCGGAAGUGCCGCUCCCUGGUGGGGGCUGUUCAUGGCGGUUCCGGGGUCUCCAACAUUUUUCCUAGCUGUGGUCCUAAGUCUGUCCAAAGCAGAGGCAGUAGAGCUUGAGGUUCUUGCUGGUGUGAAAUGACUGAGUACAAACUGGUGGUGGUUGGAGCAGGUGGUGUUGGGAAAAGCGCACUGACAAUCCAGCUAAUCCAGAACCACUUUGUAGAUGAAUAUGAUCCCACCAUAGAGGAUUCUUACAGAAAACAGGUGGUAAUAGAUGGUGAAACCUGUCUGUUGGACAUACUGGAUACAGCUGGACAAGAAGAGUACAGUGCCAUGAGAGACCAAUACAUGAGGACAGGCGAAGGCUUCCUCUGUGUAUUUGCCAUCAAUAACAGCAAGUCAUUUGCGGACAUUAACCUCUACAGGGAGCAGAUUAAGCGAGUAAAAGACUCGGAUGAUGUACCUAUGGUGCUAGUGGGAAACAAGUGUGAUUUGCCAACAAGGACAGUUGAUACAAAACAAGCCCACGAACUGGCCAAGAGUUACGGGAUUCCAUUCAUUGAAACCUCAGCCAAAACCAGACAGGGUGUUGAAGAUGCUUUUUACACACUGGUGAGAGAGAUACGCCAGUACCGAAUGAAAAAACUCAACAGCAGUGAUGAUGGGACUCAGGGUUGUAUGGGAUUGCCCUGUGUGGUGAUGUAACAAGAUACUUUUAAAGUUCUAUCAGAAAAGAGCCACUUUCAAGCUGCACUGACGCCCUGGUCCUGACUUCCCUGGAGGAGAAGUAUUCCUGUCGCUAUCUUUAGUCUCACAGAGAAGCUCCUGCUACUUCCCCAACUCUCAGUAGUUUAGUACAAUAUUCUCUAUUUGAAAAGUUCUCAGAAUAACUACCUCCUCACUUGGCUGUCUGACCAGAGAAAUGCACCUCUUGUUACUCCCUGUUACUUUUCUGCCCUGGGUUAUUCCAUAACACAAACACACUUCUGCCACUGCAGGCAUUUCAUCUGAAAAGCAGUUCAUGUCUGAAACAGAGAACCAAACUGCAAACGUGAAAUUCUAUUGAAAACAGUGUCUUGAGCUCUAAGGUAGCAACUGCUGGUGAUUUUUUUUUCUUUUUACUGUUGAACUUAGAACUAUGCUAAUUUUUGGAGAAAUGUCAUAAAUUACUGUUUUGCCAAGAAUAUAGUUAUUAUUGCUGUUUGUUUUUAAUGUUAUCGGCUGUAUUCUCUAAACUGGCAUCUGCUCUAGAUUCAUAAAUACAAAAAUGAAACUGAAUUUUGAGUCUCUCCUAGUCUUCUCAGAUUUCAUGUAAUUAAAUCCAACUUUCACAGUGAAGUGCCUUUUUAUAGAAGUGGUUUGUAGACUUCCUUUAUAAUAUUUCAGUGGAAUCGAUGUCUCAAAAAUCUUUAUGCAUGAAAAUGAAUGUCUGAGAUAUGUCUGUGACUUAUCUACCAUUGAGGGAAAGCUAUAUCUAUAUGAGAGCAGAUGCCAUUUUGUACAUGUAUAAAGUUGGUUUUCCAGAGCCCUGUUUUGGGGCUUUCCCAGGAGAAAGAUGAAACUGAAAGCGUAUGAAUAAUUUCACUUAAUUUUUACCUAAUCUCCACUGUUUCCAUAGGUUACUACCUAUAAAAUGUAUUUGUUUCCUCUAGCUUACUGAUAAGCCUAAUAUUCAAUGAAUUUCUAUUUGUAUUCAAAUUUGGGUCAUACCAGAAAGCUCUUCAUUUGCAGGUGUUCAAAUAUUGUAAAACUUUGGUGCAUUGUUAUUUAAUAGCUGUGACCGGUGAUUUUCAAACCUCAAAUAUAGUGUAUUAACAAAUUACAUUUUCACU